CACCCCUACAAAUUUCCGUUCAUUGAGGCAAUAAAGCAAACAGAAGAGUAUCUUAAAAUUACACUCCCUAAAGAAUCAGAAAACAUCUUAGAAGAAAGCUAAAAUUGGUUCAAAUGCAAAGCUUGAGAUCCUCUAUUCUGAAGUAUGUGAGGGUUAGGAUCCCAUUGCAAGUACAGUUUCAAGCUGAAAGACGGAAUGCGUUAAAUAUUCUCAAUUUGCAAAUACGCACUUGCAGCAGUUCUGGUGCCACCAAUCAGGAUGAGAUAAAAGAACGAGUGCUUAACCUUGUGAAGAAAUUUGACAAGAUUGAUGCAACCAAGGUUAAUGCGAGUGCUGAUUUUCAGAAGGACUUGAGCCUAGACAGCUUAGAUAGAGUGGAACUUGUCAUGGCAUUUGAACAAGAAUUCUCAAUUGAGAUACCUGAUGAAGAAGCAGACAAACUUAAAUGUUGUGCUGAUGUUGCUCAAUAUAUCAUUUCUGGAGCUGAGAAGAAAGACGGGGAGACUUCAUCGUAGUUUUUUAGUUAGCAUCAUAUCAUCGAAAAAGACAAGGUUUCUUUUGAACAUUUCUCCUGGAUAGUUUGUAUGACAAGUUGUUCAAUCGAAAGAUCAUAUCGUCCUCAACUUCUUCUAGCUCGCAUUUUAGUUUUUGUGGAUCCAUGUGAAUGUUUGCUACAUUAACUCGCCACAAUUUAAGUUAUUGAUUCUGCAGUGACUACAA
This is a messenger RNA of Nicotiana tabacum (common tobacco), 720 nucleotides long. The record is from RefSeq and is a predicted model, not a curated record. NCBI's taxonomy places the organism in Eukaryota, Viridiplantae, Streptophyta, Magnoliopsida, Solanales, Solanaceae.